Molecule: messenger RNA, 1145 nt
Organism: Eruca vesicaria subsp. sativa (arugula)
Lineage: Eukaryota; Viridiplantae; Streptophyta; Magnoliopsida; Brassicales; Brassicaceae
Source: the annotation of a GenBank genome assembly
AUGGGAAUCCUUAAUGAAGAAACCUUAAGCUCUAACACCAAAACCCAAAUUGUUGUUGAUGAUGAUAACGAGUUGGGGUUGAUGGCCGUGAGACUAGCCAAUGCCGCAGCCUUUCCAAUGGUUCUCAAAGCUGCCCUCGAGCUCGGUGUCUUUGACACUCUCUACACUGCCUCGGUGUUCCUCUCACCUUCUGAGAUAUCAAGUCGACUACCAACCAUUCCUCGUAACCCCGGAGCUCCGGUUUUGCUGGACCGGAUGCUUCGUCUACUCGCUAGUUACUCCAUGGUCAAAUGCGGUACGGUCCAAGCCGGAAAGGGGGAGAGGGUCUACAGAGCUGAGCCAAUUUGUAGGUUCUUCUUGAAAGAUAACAUUCAAGAUAUUGGAUCCUUAGCUUCUCAAGUCAUUGUCAAUUUUGACAGUGUCUUCCUCAACACCUGGGCACAGUUGAAAGAUGUGGUGCUUGAAGGAGGAGAUGCAUUUGGUCGUGCACAUGGUGGCAUGAAACUCUUUGACUAUAUGGGCUUCAAAGAUGUGAAUGUGUUGGUUGAUGUUGGAGGAGGAGUUGGAAACACCCUUGGCGUUGUUACUUCUAAGUAUCCCAAUAUUAAGGGUAUCAACUUUGAUCUCACUUGUGCCUUGGAACAAGCACCUUCCUACCCUGGUGUAGAACAUGUAGCUGGAGAUAUGUUUGUGGAUGUUCCAAAGGGAGAUGCCAUGAUCUUGAAACGUAUACUUCAUGAUUGGACCGACGAAGACUGCGUAAAGAUUCUUAAAAAUUGUUGGAAAUCACUUCCUGAAGAUGGUAAAGUGGUUGUCAUAGAACUAGUCACUCCUGAUGACGCUGAGAAUGGGGACAUCAAUGCAAACAUCGCCUUUGACAUGGACAUGUUAAUGUUCACACAAUGUUCUGGUGGGAAAGAGAGGUCACGUGCUGAGUUUGAAGCUCUAGCCGCUGCUUCUGGCUUCACUCAUUGCAAGUUCGUUUGUCCCGCUUAUCACUGCUGGAUCAUUGAGUUCUGUAAAGAAAAUGUGUAAAAAUACAAAAACUAAAUCCUCACGUGAAGUUAAUCUUUUGUUCAAUUGUUUGUUUGUAAUGAGUUAAUGAUCACACCUCUCUCUUUGUCUUGGAGCAAUAUGAAAUAAGA